Messenger RNA from Hyaena hyaena (striped hyena), 1027 nucleotides. It is a transcript of the gene INKA1, whose product is annotated as inka box actin regulator 1. Gene Ontology annotation, molecular function: protein serine/threonine kinase inhibitor activity; protein kinase binding. Lineage: Eukaryota; Metazoa; Chordata; Mammalia; Carnivora; Hyaenidae. Gene Ontology annotation, cellular component: nucleus. The transcript is spliced from 2 exons. The record is from RefSeq and is a predicted model, not a curated record. The coding region runs from base 160 to 1002 and encodes 280 amino acids.
UUGGGGCAGCGGCGGCGGCGGGAGCUACCUAGAGCAAAGAGCAGCGGCGCCAGUCAGAGGGCCAGGGUGCCGCUGGCCGGCCUGCUGGGCCCUCGCUGCGCUUGUCCCGCUGGAGUUCGAAGAGGAACUGGCGAGCCUGGCGGUGGCUCCACCACGGGCAUGCACAGCGCUCGGCUUGACAGCUUCUUGGGCCAGCUCCGCUGGGAACUGCUGUGUGGCCGGGACACUGGCUCACCCCCCAUGUCUGGCCCCCUUCCACCACCACCCAAACCUGGCCCAGGUGUUUGGCUCAGCCAUGGACUCAGGGCCUCAGAUGCCUUGGAAGAGGACUCAGUUGGCUGUGUGGAAGAAGAGGAAGGUGUGGUGACAGGAGACAAAGGUAUUGCCUUGAGGAGCCCAAGGGAGCAUGCCCUGGACUGGGACUCUGGCUUCUCUGAGGUGUCAGGCGGCACAUGGAGAGAGGAUGAGCUGCCUGUACUCCAACACCCAGCACCCCCAGCAUGGCCCCCCCACAGACAGCGUCUCUCGGCCAGUGGCAUUCCCCUGCCCAGCAGGGCUCCUGUGGCCAGUGCACCACCUGCCCACCGACCACGGCCCAAGUCUACCCCAGAUGCCUGCCUGGAGCACUGGCAGGGCCUGGAAGCUGAGGACUGGACAGCAGCCCUGCUGAACAGAGGUCGCAGUCGCCAGCCCCUAGUGCUGGGCGACAACUGCUUUGCUGACUUGGUGCACAACUGGAUGGAGCUACCAGAGGCAGCAAGUGAGGGGGACGAUAGUGGUGGGCCCCGUGUCCGUGCUCGGCCCCCUCAGUUCCUGCUUGGGCUCUCUGAGCAGCUGCGGCGCCAGCUGGCUAGGGCACGCCGGGCAGCUAUGGCGGGAAAGCGACUGUCGUGCCCACCUCGCCCGGAACCUGAACUGCCUGCAGAUGUCUCAAGAUUUGCAGCCCUCAUGAGCUGCCGCAGCCGCCAACCCAUCAUCUGCAAUGAUGUCAGCUACCUCUGACCCUGCCCUCCAGCCUGGGACAAUA